Messenger RNA from Pungitius pungitius (ninespine stickleback), 2462 nucleotides. Its product is annotated as heterogeneous nuclear ribonucleoprotein A0-like. Bases 76 to 1659 code for a protein of 527 amino acids. Gene Ontology annotation, molecular function: mRNA 3'-UTR binding. Gene Ontology annotation, cellular component: catalytic step 2 spliceosome. Gene Ontology annotation, biological process: mRNA splicing, via spliceosome. NCBI's taxonomy places the organism in Eukaryota, Metazoa, Chordata, Actinopteri, Perciformes, Gasterosteidae. The transcript has 2 exons. The record is from RefSeq and is a predicted model, not a curated record.
AGCUGCGUCCUACCCUUCCACCAUUUUGAGAUUAGCACAUCUUACAACUAAUACCCAACGCGGCAAAGUUCAACGAUGACGGAUCAGCUUUGCAAACUUUUCGUCGGCGGUCUAAACGUUGACACCGACGACGAUGGCCUCCGCAAGCACUUCGAGCAGUACGGCUCCCUCACCGACUGCGUUGUCGUCGUGAACAAGCAGUUGCAGCGGUCCCGCUGUUUCGGCUUCGUAACCUACUCCUCGCCGGAGGAGGCUGACGCAGCAAUGGCGGCGAGGCCUCACACCGUCGACGGCAACGCGGUCGAAGUGAAGCGGGCCGUCGCGAGGGAAGACGCCAACAAGCCCGAGGCGCUCGCCAAGGUAAAGAAAAUCUUCGUCGGCGGCCUGAAGGACGACAUCGAGGAGGAGCACCUGACCGAAUACUUUUCGCAGUACGGGGAGAUCGAGAAGGCCGAAGUGAUCUCGGAGAAGGAGACCGGAAAGAAGCGAGGGUUCGGCUUUGUUUACUUCACCGACCACGACGCGGCAGACAAAGCCGUCGUGGUGAAAUUCCACACCAUCAAUGGACACAAGGUCGAAGUGAAGAAAGCCCUGACCAAGCAGGAGAUGCAGGCGGCCGGCAGACCCGGCAUGGUGCCGAGAGGCCGCGGCGGUAGGGGCAUGCGGGGAAAUCAAAAUGGCUAUGGCUACCCAUGGCCCACUGCGCCAACUCCAGAAUACCCAACGCGGCAAAGUUCAACGAUGACGGAUCAGCUUUGCAAACUUUUCGUCGGCGGUCUAAACGUUGACACCGACGACGAUGGCCUCCGCAAGCACUUCGAGCAGUACGGCUCCCUCACCGACUGCGUUGUCGUCGUGAACAAGCAGUUGCAGCGGUCCCGCUGUUUCGGCUUCGUAACCUACUCCUCGCCGGAGGAGGCUGACGCAGCAAUGGCGGCGAGGCCUCACACCGUCGACGGCAACGCGGUCGAAGUGAAGCGGGCCGUCGCGAGGGAAGACGCCAACAAGCCCGAGGCGCUCGCCAAGGUAAAGAAAAUCUUCGUCGGCGGCCUGAAGGACGACAUCGAGGAGGAGCACCUGACCGAAUACUUUUCGCAGUACGGGGAGAUCGAGAAGGCCGAAGUGAUCUCGGAGAAGGAGACCGGAAAGAAGCGAGGGUUCGGCUUUGUUUACUUCACCGACCACGACGCGGCAGACAAAGCCGUCGUGGUGAAAUUCCACACCAUCAAUGGACACAAGGUCGAAGUGAAGAAAGCCCUGACCAAGCAGGAGAUGCAGGCGGCCGGCAGACCCGGCAUGGUGCCGAGAGGCCGCGGCGGUAGGGGCAUGCGGGGAAAUCAAAAUGGCUACGGCAGCAGGGAGUACGGCGGAGGCUACAACUACGGAAAUGGCGGAGGCUACAAUGGCGGCGGUGGUGGUGGCUACGGCGGCGGUUACGGAGGUGGCGCGCCGUAUGGCGGCGGCUAUGCGGAUCAGGGGAGCUACGGUGGCGGAAACGGCUACAACGAGUUCGGCAGCGGCUACGGCCAGCACUCUUCUGGCUACGGCCCCAUGAAAGGGCCCCCCUUCGGCGGCCAGAGGAGCGCGGCUCCCUACAACAGAGGAGGCGGAGGCGGCGGUGGAUACCCACGGGGGGGCUAUGGUGGCGGCGGCUACUAAACGGGGUCGACGCGAAUUACCAACCGCCCCCCCCUCUACACCCUCAUCACCAUCACCACCCCUCCCCCAUCUGCCCUCAAGCCAGGCUUUGGACGCCAAAAUCUAAUUCGGUAACGGGGCGUCUGCCGUGAAAUCCAACAAUGGCAGCGAUACGGACAGAGACCCCCCUAAUCACCAGACCUCAGACCCCCAAACAGGUAGGAAGGUCACUUCCCAGAAAAAGCCUGAUAAUAACGAGCAGAAGUUUGCCGUUCAACUAGGACACAUUUAACUGAAGAAUAAAGCAGCGAUCCCCUUUUUUAUUAUGUAACGUUACCCACGCCAACGCGUGGUUAGUUAGUCGUUUAUAGUUGAAAUAUUUUUUAUUUGCGUUCACUUUGUUUUUUUUGCAAAUUUCGAUGUAGGAUUGUUUUGCUGAUUAUCCUAAUAUUUUAAGCAAUUACGGCUCGUUUUUGGUUUUCUGGAGUAAACCUAGUGUGAUUUCAAUGUAUGAGGAUGAGAAAGCAUGUUUUGUGGAAUUCAGAGCUUGUUUUACUGAUAACAUCAACUUGUAUGAUUUAUUAUCCUUGAGUCGGCUGUGGCGGGAACGUGAUACUGCAGGAUCCAGUUUCCUUGUCCUCCCCCACCCUGUACUCAAACUCUCCUCACGCAUAGUGAUAGUUUCGGUAUUGUUCAUUUCUUACCUGUAGCAAUAUCUAAUGUAUAUUGUAUACUUUCAUGUCUGGCGAACACAACCUACUGUUAAAAAAAACACUUUGGUAUGCUUAUGUAUGUUCAUUUUAAAUAAAACGUUAUACCACUUA